GCGAGACUGGAGAGGCAUCCAUUUGAGAUUGAAAGUUGCGCGUUCGCGAACGAGAAACAAACGUCUCCGACGGGGCAAGAAGUUCCGCGAGAAUGGACCGUGAUUGAGAGUGAGAAGAGCAAGAGAGAAAGAGAAAGAGAGAGAACGGAGAGAACGUCCGAGAGUGAAAAGGGGCCGAGCACGACAGACGGGAAAUUAAUCGCUGUUGGGAGAGAUAUCCUGCGGGUGAGCCGGUCAGCCGACGGUGAUGGCAUGAGGACAUUAGUAAGGAAGAGCUGCGGGUCCAGCGAGGAGGAGGAUGAGGAUGGUGGUGGGCGUGAUGGUCCUUGGUCAGCUACUGACGAGGAUUUUGCUCGCUGCCCACGCAGGAGAUCGACUCGCGGCAGCUCGCAGGAUCCUCAGGGACGUGCCACUGAUAGACGGGUCGGUGCACAUCGGGAAAGCACAGGUUCGAGAGGUGAAUCAACGACGAGAGCAAUCAACAGAGAGAGAGAGAGAGAGAGAGAGAGAGAGAGAAGCGUUUCAAAAGAAAUACAAAGCUCAUUAUGCAGUCUUUGCUCGGUGAGGAUCGCGGGAGGGCAUAUGCACCGGAUU
Messenger RNA from Heterotrigona itama, 594 nucleotides. The record is from the annotation of a GenBank genome assembly. Lineage: Eukaryota; Metazoa; Arthropoda; Insecta; Hymenoptera; Apidae.